Cotesia congregata is the source of this 564-nucleotide messenger RNA. NCBI's taxonomy places the organism in Eukaryota, Metazoa, Arthropoda, Insecta, Hymenoptera, Braconidae. The record is from the annotation of a GenBank genome assembly.
GAUUUGCAUAGAACUGGUUGUAGUUUGUUUUGCGGUGCUGCUGGUCGUGAUAAUCAAGGGGUAUUGCGUCGUGCGUUAUUAGGAUUUGCACGAUGGAACAAAUCCGUUGGAUAUUGUCAAGGCCUUAAUGUUCUUGCUGCCCUAAUUUUGCAAGUCACCGACAAAGCUGAGACUUCUGCGGUGAAAAUUAUGAUAUAUUUAGUUGAAGGAGUAUUACCAGAGGGUUACUUUGCGGAUAAUCUUCGUGGUUUGACUGUGGAUAUGGCUGUAUUCAAAGAUUUGUUACGUUUAAAGCUACCAAGACUAUCUAAACACAUAGAAUCUUUACAAAACAAAAACAAAAGUAAAGCAACAGGGAGCAGUUAUGAACCACCUUUAAUAAAUGUAUUUACUAUGCAAUGGUUCCUUACACUAUUUUGUCAUUGUUUACCUGAAAAUACUGUCCUUCGUAUUUGGGACCUAAUCUUUCUAGAAGGCAACGAAAUUCUUCUGAAAACAGCUUUAGCUAUUUGGAAAGGGAUUUCCGAGUAUGUAUCCAAUACUUUUUUUAAUACAAUAGUAUAA